Cryphonectria parasitica EP155 is the source of this 414-nucleotide messenger RNA. RefSeq lists its product as uncharacterized. The annotation marks the transcript as partial. NCBI's taxonomy places the organism in Eukaryota, Fungi, Ascomycota, Sordariomycetes, Diaporthales, Cryphonectriaceae. The transcript has a single exon. Gene Ontology annotation, biological process: RNA processing. The record is from RefSeq and is a predicted model, not a curated record.
CAAGACCUGUCCCCACAGGUUCGUUUUCUGAACGAUGCGGCCCAUCUUCUCUCUCAAGUCGCACCACAGACAUCUGCGUUUCUCAUGAGCAGGCGUAGCGAGUUGCUCGUCGAGAACAAUGUGCCAAUACCUGAUAUUCAUCGUCAACAUGUCUGCAGCAGCUGCGGUCACAUCCUCAUCCCGGGCCAAGGCGACACCCUCAAGAUCAGCACAGACAAGGCCUUGAGGUUACGGGCCAAGGGCAACAAGAAGCAGCAGCAGUCCCGGCCUCAGAAGGCACUGGCGACACCAGCUCCUCACGCAGGGCAACGCGCCCGACCUGGUGGCAUCUCAAAGGUCAUCCUGUGUGCCAUGUGCCACAGAGAGACGAAAAUCAAGCUGGAAGGCCCGAAGCCCAUCUCGCGGUCCAGGAAA